AUGUCGGAGGAAUUGAAUAUUCAUGAUUAUCUUAAAUUCAAGUCAACCUUGACAUUUUCAUCAGAAAGUUGCCUUUCCUACAUCCGUAAGCAGAAUAGCAACAAAGUGUUUAUUACUUUUUCGAUUUCUUAUGAAAUUUUAUUACUUUUUCGAUUUCUUAUGAAAUUUUAAUUAAGUGGCACCAAAUGAAAGUAGUAAAAAAACUCUUCGUAUUGUCAUACGUGGAUUUGCAUUUCCUUUCGCAAAAUCUCCCGUCUUGUACUUUAAAUUUAAAAGAGGAGGCUAAGUUACAACUGUAUACAACCACGCCUGAGAGAACUGAGUUGCUCUGCUGCCAAGGAAUGUACUGGAACUAAAGGGAAUAUACUGGAACUAAAGGGACUACAAGAAUAAAGAUACUUCAAAAAGUCAAGAAAUUAGCUGUAUAUCAAUUAAAAUUAACAGCCUUGAGGAAGAGAAGAAGGAAUUACAAGAACAACUUGAAACUCUUGAAGCUCGAUGUGACAGUCUUUUGCAGGAGGUUGCAGAACUCAGGCAAACUACCCAGCGAGCAGCUGACCUUGAACAGUCUUAUUCUGAAAUAUCAAACCAAAAUGAUAAAUUAAAAGAAUAUGUCGAUUCUCUUGUAGACAGAGACUUGUGUAAACACUGCGACUCAAAUUACAGGAACAAUGGUCGUACAUAUAAUGAAGUAAGCUACACCUAGAAGCAACGAAACCUAAAAGUGUUAAAAAGUAAUUCAGAAAGAGCCCUCUGGUUUCUCGAGUCAUUUGGAUUUAGCUAGAUAAGCUAUUUCUCAGUGAUUGCCAAACUGGGGAAAAGGUGACUCUGCAGUACAAUAAUGAGAAAAAGUCUGCAUAUCAAUUCCUUUCAGAAGAGGACAAAGACAAGGUCAGGAAUGUUGUCUACAUUAUGGACAAGUUUUGUAUAAGUGAUGCUGCAUAUCAUGAAUUCAGCAUGACAAACAAUGAUGGUCUUCCCCGCAGCUAUUUGAUAAAACAAUGUAGACAAGAUCUCAACAAAGUGUAUAGCAUUUCAAGAACUCCUGGAGAAUGGCCUGGUGCACAGCUGAGUUUUAAGGAUAAAUUCAACCAUCAGCUUUCAAAGAAAGUAAGUUUCCUUAUUAUCCUAAGCUUAUAUUACAUGUUGAAGAGUUUACGGAAAUUAGUCCCCCCAGUAAAAACUGUUCCACCGCCACUGUGAUUGAUGACAUAUAUUACGUGAGUCUAUCUUACAGUAGUGACUAGCCACCAAGGGGUGUCACUAGAAGGGGUGUGUUUGGUGAAACACCCCCCACCUGCAGUCCUCACAUAGUCAGCAAAUUAUUGUAUGCUAGUCGGAGUGAAACUGAUUAAAAACUAUACUAAUUAUAGCCCAAGUUUGGGGAAAUAUACAAAAUUGUUAAGGCCGGAGACUAUAAAGAAUAAUGUCCAGAAAAACCUUUGAUGUCAGAAUGCCCAUCUUCACCUCUUUAACCAGUCUUCCCCCCAGUAGUGGAAAUGAAUUGGCAAAUUUUCACUUACUCUCUUCCUUAUUCAAAUAGGGCUAGCGAUGCCCCUGCUGGCUACUUUUUAAAGCUUUUUCUAACAACACUCUUCUAGAUGGAGAAACUUGGAGACAAAAUGCUCACUACACAAAGAGUGAAGAUAAGUGGGGAUGGAGCAAAAAUGUCCAGAAUUAGUAAUUUUGUUGUUCCGUCAUUUUCGCUAUUAUCUGAGGGAGAAAAAGUCAUGUCUACAAAGGGUAAGUAUAGACAUGUGGAUAAUAUAUAUUUGACAUUUGAAACUUGGACACACCAUUUGUAUAUAUUCAUUUGUAUAUGUUUCAAUGAAUUAUUAAGGUAUUCACACAGUUGCAAUUCUCAAUGGUAAAGAGGACUAUGGUGUGCUGCAAACUGCUGGUAAAAAUCUUUUCAAAGAAAUUAAUGAUCUGAUUGCAACCAGAGAAAUAAAUGUUGAUGGCAAGAAAAUCAAUCUUGAAUUUUACCUUGGAGGGGAUUAUAAGGUUUGUUACCACAUAAUGAUUUAAUAGUACAUUGAAACACCAGCUACAUGUAUUAAAUAAAAGAUUUCCUUUUCUAUGGCAAUGUGGAAAUUCUCUGCAUGGCCGAUAUAACACAGCCUGUACUGUACUGUCUGGUUAAUUAACCAUGCAUAACAGCUUUAAAAAAAAUUUGAUUCUUAUAAUUAUUAUAACAACACAUUUGUAUUAUAUUGUUCUGGCUUUAUUGAUAUCUUGAAUGGUCUUGGACAUUGUGUGUCCUUAUCCACCACAAUGUCUUAUGACACAGCAAUCGUGCAAUUGAAUAUCAAUAUAGCAAAUUUGAUUCCAAAAGAAUUCGUUGCAAAUGAAGCUGUCAACAUAGUUUACGACAACAUUGAUUUUGGGGAGGAGAUCACUAAACAGACACAUGUGACUAACGGUAUUGUUACUCAGAGAAUCACAUCAGAAAAGCAAGUUUAUCUGUAACAGACUGUAACGAUAAAUAAAUGCCAGCGGACAGUGAAAGUAUCCAGUUCAGACGUCAUGCCUUUCAGUCUUGGAAUUAAAAAGACGCCCAAGUUUCAUAAUUCAGAACAAGUUACUAAUACGACUGCAACUUGAUUUGGCUUACGUGUUGAUUAAAAGUGUGCUGUCAGAUGACUAUAUCGUUCCAGGAUGGACUGGCUUUAACACAAUACUGUGUGAGGAUAUUCUUCACCAUGUUUCAAAGGAUUGGCUAUCUUCCCGUUAUCGACGCAUCUGCAACAGAGUUUUCAACGAUUCAUGCUAUUCUGAAAAGGUGCACGGGAAUUGCAGACAAAUUGCAGCUACGAUUUGCAACACUGGUAUUCGAUGAAGCUAUAUAUUCUAAAGUACAGCAGAUCAGGUGGAAAAAUGACGUUUUCUACAAUCGUUUUGUUGUGCGGCUUGGGGAAUUUCAUGUGAUUAUGUCAUUUUUGUCUUCGGUUGCCAGGAUUUUUCAAGAUGAGGAUUAAAGGUAUAUGUCAUACUCAACCAUGAUGAUAAGUAUGUGAAGAAAUUGCUGACACUAAGUCGUUUAUUUUUCUAUCAUUCUUAAAAUAAACAUUUAUACAGACUUACUUUGCUUACAAACAAAAGUUUUCACGUCUUGUAUAAGACAUGUCUUGAUUAACUUAUUCCCUACAAUCUAUGGCUGGAAUGGAUUGUAUUCCCCGGUAAAGUCUAUUCUAAUUUUUACCUCAAGCAGGGCCUUUUUUAACAUACUAGCUGUGGGUUGGGGGAGGGGGGGGGGGCGUUCCCCAUCUGGCUCCAUAUUGUUAUCAAAACAUAAUUUCUUUCCAGGCUUAGGAAUGAUCUCGAUAGAACCAAGAGUGAAACACACAAGAAGUCUGUAAAUGAGGCUAAAUCCACCAUCUCAAAUAUGACAAAUCCUUUCAUUGGUGAACAGAUCGGUCUUGUUAAUAUUUCAAAUGGCAUGGAAGUCGAUGCUUUCACUGCAGAUGGAAUCCUCAAUGCUGAAGAACUUGGAGAAUAUCAGUUUUCUGAAUUUUGUCAAAAGAAUCUUUUUACCGAUGAUCCAGACAUCUUCAAUUCGAUUAAAAAGAACAAACUUAAAACAUUUUCGUCUGACAAUAUAAAGAUCAAAAACUGCAAAGGCCAGCUGAUUGCUUUGAAGACAGAUCGAAACCUUUUCGCCUGGUUACUUGUUAUGUCUAAAUCGCAGGAAUUGGACUUGAAAGAAUUACUCUCUUACAGUCUAAGCGAUUACCCGCUUUCCCUUGCUAUGGUUACUGGAGGACUUGUGAAGACGGCGAAGUCCAAGAUGUUCGAAAUUCUGAAAAGUAUGGUUGAAGAUCCAGUUGUGAACUUCGAGAGCAUUGGCGAACGUAAUGCACUUAUUGUUGACGCCUUUGUGAUCUUGCAUGCGAUGAAAGGAAGUUGGAAAACAAUUAGUGACUUUGCAGACGCUACCUUUGCUUUGUUGAUGAAGCUAGCCAGGCAAUCAAAAGCAGUCAGACUGGAUUUCGUUGAAGACAGGUAUCCAGUAAUUAGUAUAAAAAAUGCUGAAAGAUCAAGAAGAGCUGCUCAAGGAGUGCAGAGAGUUCCUGAACAAAAAUCAGAAUGUUCCAAAGCUGUGGAGAACGUACAUGAGCUCUGGAGAGAACAAAGAAUCGUUAGUGAGUACGAGUGUACAUAUGAAACUUCUAAACUCAAUAAUUUAGAGUGUAUGUAUAUCACUUCAAAAGACAAUGCUAUUUAUUAG
Molecule: messenger RNA, 4228 nt
Organism: Paramuricea clavata
Lineage: Eukaryota; Metazoa; Cnidaria; Anthozoa; Malacalcyonacea; Plexauridae
Source: the annotation of a GenBank genome assembly